AUGGCCCAGAUCGAGCCGCAAGCUAUCGAUGAGAAGACCAUAGGCACUUCCGAAGGACAGCCUACCCUUGACGAUGGCCUCAAGGAGACCGGCAGCAUUGAACCUCGAAUCGACCCAGCCAAAGAGAGGAUCCUUCUCGCCAAACUGGAUCUGAUGUUCACUCCUGUCAUUAUGCUCGUCUAUCUCUCAUGCUUUCUCGACCGAUCAAACAUUGGCAAUGUGAAAGUCGCCGGAAUGCCAGAAGAUAUCGGAGCAUCGAACCAGCAGUUCUCGACCGCCGUCUCCAUCUUCUACGCCACUUAUGUGGUGUUCGAAACACCAUUUGCAAUUCUACUGAAGAAGCUGACGCCGCGCGUCCUUCUGUCGAGUCUUUGCAUUGUGUGGUCCUUGACCACCAUCUUCUCGGGCUUCAUUCAGAACGUGGGAGGCCUUUAUACGAGCCGCCUUGUGCUCGGGGCCUGUGAGGCCGGGCUAUUUCCAGCCCUCACCCUCUACCUUACGACGGUUUACAAGAGGGACGAACUGGCCAAGCGAGUGGCCUAUCUCUUCAGUUGCACUGCUCUGUCUGGGGCUUUUGGUGGUCUCCUGGCUUACGCGCUGCUGCAGAUGGACGGUGUGGCCGGGUACGCCGGGUGGCGAUGGGUCUACAUCAUCGAGGGCAUUUUCAGCGUCGUAAUCGCCGUCGCUGUUUGGUUCGGCCUACCCACCAACCCGGCAGAGGCGUGGUUCCUAAGCGCCGAGCAGAAAGGCAUCAUGCGCAUCCGACAAGAGCAAACGGCUCAAUACAUGGGCAGCGAUGAGCUUGAUUGGGAAGAAAUCCGCAUCGCCUUCAAGGACCCCAAGGUCUACCUCAGUGCGGUGAUUCAAUUCUGUCAAGAUAUCCUUCUUUACGGAUUCAGCACGUUUCUGCCGGCCAUCUUGAAGUCGGCCGGGUACAAUAGUCUGCAGAGCAACUACCUCACCGUUCCUGUCUACAUGUUCGGGGCUAUUGUGUUUAUUGCUGCUGCUGUGGCAUCAGACAGACUCAGAUUACGCUCUCCGUUCAUCCUUCUGGCCAACGUCUUCGGCAUUGUCGGUUACAUAGUUCUCCUCACAGUGCCAUCUAACAACGGAGUGCGAUACUUUGCCACCUUCCUCUGCGCGGUGGCGGUUUAUAACGGUCCCGGAUUGAACGUGACCUGGAUCAACGUCAAUGUCGCACCUCACUACCGCCGAGCCACGUCGAUCGGGGUCCAGCAAACCAUUGCAAACACUGCAGGAAUCGUGGCCGGCCAGAUCUACCGGACGUCACCCUACAAGCUAGGCCACAGCUUCUCCUUGGGCGCACUGUGUCUGGCCCAGGUGAUGGUUGUGGUCAAGAUGUUCUACAUCAGGUGGUGGAACACGAGGAAGGAGAAGAUUGCGAGAGGCGAGAUCGAAGACACGCGCAAGUACAAGACGGGAGAUCGAGAGCUGGACUUUAAGUAUCAUCUCUGA
This is a messenger RNA of Capronia epimyces CBS 606.96, 1476 nucleotides long. RefSeq lists its product as uncharacterized. Gene Ontology annotation, molecular function: transmembrane transporter activity. The record is from RefSeq and is a predicted model, not a curated record. Gene Ontology annotation, biological process: transmembrane transport. The coding region runs from base 1 to 1476 and encodes 491 amino acids. The transcript is spliced from 5 exons. Gene Ontology annotation, cellular component: membrane. NCBI's taxonomy places the organism in Eukaryota, Fungi, Ascomycota, Eurotiomycetes, Chaetothyriales, Herpotrichiellaceae.